AUGGCGGACCUGAUGGUGGGUUUGGCCAAGUCGGUGGUGGUGGGGGCACUGAGCCAGGCCCAGGCGGCAAUCGAGGAGGAGGCGAAGCUGCGGCGGAAGGCGGGGCAAAACAUGGUGUUCAUCACAUUGGAGUUCCAAAUGAUCCACUCUUUUCUCGAAGUCGCAACUGAAGAGCGCCUCAAGAACAAUCUGAUGAAGACCUGGGUGAGGCAGGUCCGCGAGCUCGCCAACGACCUUGAGGACUGCAUCGAGUUCGUCGUUCACCUCGAUAAGAAGUCCACCUGGUAUUUCCGUUUGCUCCCGGCAUGGAUCACACCGCCUCCACUUCUGGAUGAGGCGGUGGCAGAGAUAGACGUGCUGAGGGCCAGGGCGGAGGAGCUGAGCAAGUGCUACUUGCGCUACAGCCACAUCAUGGACUCUGACCCAAAGCUGUUCAAGCUGCAACAGCACGAAACGUCUGGCGCCGCCUCCGGCGCAGUUGCAGUCAGGAUGCUCUUGAAGUCAAGGGAGGCCUCCGAAAGGAAGUCAUGCCUUUGGGAUCUUGCCCAGUUGAUCACCGAGAAAGGCGACCAAGAACUUCAAGUUAUCUCAGUGUGGGAGACGGUCGACGGCGACCUCGGCACCACACCGAUUAUCAGGAAGGUAUACAAUGACCCAUGGUUCGUCACGUACUUCACGUGCCGAGCUUGGGUGAAGAUCAUGCAUCCUUUUAAUCCCCGGGAUUUCAUCCGGAGCUUGAUGGCUCAGUUCUAUGAGAACUCUCGCGAAGAAUCAACCAAUGUAGGGACGCAUGUCCUAACCAAGAUGGAGGCCGCCCAUGAUGACAUCGUCAGGGAGUUCGAGCAGCUUAUUAUGAAGAAGAGGUACCUUAUCGUCCUGGAAGGUUUUUCAAACAUGUUAGAGUGGGAUACUAUCAGGACGUUUCUUCCUGAUAUGAAAAAUGGAAGCUGGAUCAUUGUCUCCACGCAACGCUUUGAGAUAGCAAGCUUGUGCAUAGGACAUUCUUAUCAGCUAACGGAGCUGAAGCGGUUCUCGGCUGAGCACUCUGUGUGUGCCCUCUUCAAGGAGUGUUCUCAAGGCAAUGGAGAUAGAUGCGACAAUCCAGUGACGAGUGAAGUGAGCCAAUCUUCCUCCAAUGAAGAAACCCCCUGUAAAAAGGAAGCAGCCUGUGACGAGAGGACGAAGCACCUCCUUGUUGGACGCAAGUCCGAAAUUAAUGAUCUCCGUCAUCAUACACAUCCCUUUGGCUCCAGGCAAGUUGUGUCCGUGUGGGGGAUAGCUGGCGUUGGAAAAUCAGCUCUGGUGCGAAACGUGUACAAUGAGCACAGAACGGCUAAACGAUUUAGCAAGUGCAUCUGGGUGGAUAUAUCACAACCCUUCAAUUUAAGUGACUUCUGUCGGAGCACACUUUCGGAUUUUCAAUCAGAAAAACACCCCAUUGAAGAGUGCCGUCAGCUUCUUCAAAAUCAACGGUGCCUACUUGUCAUCGAUGAUCUCCAGUCCAUGGAAGAAUGGGACAUGAUAAAUACGACCUUGUUAUCUCAAGCUUUCAAAAGUGUCGUCGUCAUCAUUACAACAGAAGCAAGCAUCGCAUAUCGUGCAAACAGCUCAUUUUAUAUCAAAGCACUAGAAGCUGAUGCUGCCAUUGAUCUAUUCAAAACGCAGAUCCAGCUGAAGAAGCCGUCAUCACCGCUGUUGCGUUACAGAAGUGAGGAGAUAGAAGAACUUGUUUUGAGGUGUGGGGGUCUUCCCAGUGUAAUUGUUGCGAUAGCAGGUGUAUUCGCUGAACUGACGGUCACAGCGAGAUGUAAUUUGAAUUGGGGAUUUAUGCACCACCUGGAGACCAAGCCGGAGUAUGAUAGUCUACGGGGUCUAAUUGGUUGGAUGGAUUCCUUCUUUCGUACUUGUCCUGAUAAACUCAAGCCAUGUAUCAUGUACCUGUCAAUUUUUCAUCAGCAUGAAAUCAUUAGGCGGAGGCGCAUAACAAGGCGGUGGAUUGCAGAGGGUUAUGCGAGGGACAGCUAUGAAGUAACUGCACACAGGAACGGGGAGCUUUACUUCUGCCGCCUCCUUGAUUUGAACAUAAUCCAGCAGCCACACAAAAAAAUUGGCACCGCCAAACCGGGUGACACAAAGAUGGUUCUGUGCCAGGUCAAUGCUUUCUUCAGUGAAUACAUCAUAUCACGGCUAUUAGAGGAGAACUUUGUGUUUAAUCUAUCGGGUCAUUGUGCUCCAACCACCCAGCGCACAGGGCGUCACCUUAUCAUACAUAAACAUUGGGAUAGAGACAUAAAUGUUUUCAAGAGCACCGACUUCUCGCGGCUACGGUCACUGACAGUGUAUGGCAAGUGGUGCUCAUUCGUUGUCUCUGAAAGAAUGAAGUUUCUCCGGGUGCUUGAUCUGGAGGAUGCAUCUGGAGUAAGAGAUGAGGAUCUCGAGAAGAUCGUUAAAUGGCUGCGUCGCCUCAAAUUCCUCUCACUGCGUGGACAGCGUGAGAUAUACCAUCUACCAAAUUCACUGGGUCAUCUCAGGCAACUGCAGACCCUGGAUAUCAGACACACGUCAAUAGUCACCUUGCCGGAGAGCAUCACCAAGUUACAAAAGCUACAGUACAUACGUGCUGGCAACACAACCGACAGUAACCCAGCUGCAUCAGCACCACCUACUUCAUCCAGCAGUCGGUUCUGUAGAUCUCGUCGUCACACGGUUGGUGUUGAAGUGCCUAGAGGGGUUGGCGAACUCACAGGGUUGCACACACUCGGUGUCAUCAAUGUCGGUGCUUCACGGGGGAAGGCCGUCCUGGAAGAGGUCAAGAAGCUCACACAGUUGCGCAAGCUUGGGGUGUCUGGCAUCAGCAGGAAAAACAAGGAGUUUUUAUCUGCAAUAGUGGAGGGUCACGGCCAUCUCAAAUCGUUAUCAGUGCAUCUCGACCAGGACAAUAAGGGUUGCUUGGAUGACAUCUCCCUGCCUUGGAAGAACCUAAAGAGUCUUAAGCUGUAUGGGCUUGCACAUACGUUGCCACUUUCAAGCAAUCCAGAUCAGUAUGGCAAGCUCAGAAAACUGAAUCUGGAGAUGGAGACUUUAGAGCCAAGUGGCAUUGAGGUCAUUGCACGGCUACCAGAACUAUGCAUCCUACGCCUUCGAGUCAAACAGCAGCUACAGGAUGGUAAGCUCCAUUUUUUAUGCUGA
Messenger RNA from Triticum turgidum subsp. durum (durum wheat), 3189 nucleotides. Lineage: Eukaryota; Viridiplantae; Streptophyta; Magnoliopsida; Poales; Poaceae. The record is from the annotation of a GenBank genome assembly.